AUGGAGAGCGUGGCGGACGUCUUGCCCUUCGAAAUCUGGUUGCGCAUCUUUAGCUUCAUAGAUGGUAAGAUUCUGUUGAACACGGUGGCCUUGGUGUGCGGGCAGUGGCGCAGCCUGGUCGACGACGAGGAGGUGUGGGAGACCCAGGUCCGGCGGAUCCUCGCGGACCACCCCGACCCCGUCCUCGCCCCACCGCCCACCGCCCCCACGCCCGCUCCUACCGCCGCCGCCGCCGCCGGCACCACCCCCGAUUCACCAGCACCCACCGAUUACCAGUACACACACCAGCCCUUCGGCCUCGUCGACGAGCCUCUCCUGUGGAAGGAGGUGGGGCGCACGGGUGAGGUGGAAGCGGAGGCGGAGGAGAAGAUCGAGGUGUGGGACCGGGAGGCGCUGAAGCGGCGGGAGAAGAAGAGGAAGACGGAGGAGAACCGGCGGGCGUUCCGGGCCAGGGCCGAGAGCUGGGUCAAGCCCAAGGACCGCACCUGGAAGUGGCUCUACCGCGCCAAAACGAAUUGUCUGAUGGAAAUCGAGAGUCCAAGCGGAAUUGGGUGGAAGGAAUGGAACGAGACCGACGGCACGUUCGUGCGCUAUGAGGGCGAGUGGAAGGAGGGCCAAUUCCACGGCGCGGGCAUCAAAUGGCACAGGGACGAGGACAAGCAGUGGAAGUGCGUGGGCCAGUUCGCCAACGACUACGCGGACGGCGAGGCGAAUGCCGUGUGGGCUCACACGAUGGUCAUCUACGAGGGCCUCUGGCAGAACGGGCUGCCCCACGGCUACGGCGUCAAGAGCCACCCCAAGGGUACUGCCGCCGCCGCCGCCGCUGCUCGUCAUGGCAAGUACGAGGGGAUGUGGGUCGAGGGCAUGGAGACGGGACACGGGAGGCACUCGUGGAACGACGGCAGCUACUUCGAGGGCGACUGGGUCGGGGGCCAGCAGAACGGGCACGGCACCUACGUAUGGAAGUCCGGCAACUGCUUCACGGGCCUGUGGGAGAACUGCAAUCAGGUCAAGGGCGUCAACACGUGGUUCGAUGGGCGGAGCUACGACGGCGAGUACCACGCCGGUGAGAAGCGCGGCCAGGGCACGUACACGUGGGCCGAUGGGAGUGUAUACAAAGGCGGGUGGGAUCAUGGCCUGCGGCAGGGCGAGGGCCGAAUGGAUUGGCCCGACGGCACCUGGUUCUUGGGCGUGUGGGACAGGGACGACCGGGUGGAGGUGCGGGAGUCGAAUGUGCGGGACUGGAACAAGAGAGACAAGCCCUACGAUCUGUACUUCCUGGAGGACGGCGACGUGUGGAACCGGAAGUACAUGCACGACAUCAAGGAGCGCAGGCGGCAGAAGAAGCUGGCCAUCGAGGAGGAGCGGCUCAAGCAGAAGCUGCUCGACAAGAAGACAUCGACUUCAUCGCCGUCAUCGCCGUCGGUUGGCGCCGAGCUCCAAGAGCUGCCUCUUGCCUGA
Molecule: messenger RNA, 1461 nt
Organism: Acanthamoeba castellanii str. Neff
Lineage: Eukaryota; Discosea; Longamoebia; Acanthamoebidae
Product: Fbox domain containing protein
Exons: 10
Coding region: 1-1461 (486 amino acids)
Molecular function (GO): protein binding
Source: RefSeq, a predicted model, not a curated record